This is a messenger RNA of Linnemannia hyalina, 501 nucleotides long. NCBI's taxonomy places the organism in Eukaryota, Fungi, Mortierellomycota, Mortierellomycetes, Mortierellales, Mortierellaceae. The record is from the annotation of a GenBank genome assembly.
AUGACAGACCACUCUACACUCUUGCUCAAAAAGCAGCUCAAAGAGCUUACCAAGCGCCCGGUCGAGGGUUUCUCUGCUGGCCUUGUCGACGACAACAAUAUUUUUGAGUGGGAGAUCAUGAUCAUGGGCCCACACGACACUCUCUAUGAGGGCGGCUUCUUCAGGGCCAUCAUGACCUUCCCAACGGAAUAUCCUCUCAUGCCCCCAAAGAUGCGCUUCACAACCGAUAUUUACCACCCCAAUGUCUACCCCAACGGCGAGGUGUGCAUUUCCAUCUUGCACCCUCCAGGUGAGGACAAGUACGGUUACGAGCAGGCGAGCGAGCGUUGGUCCCCAGUCCACACCGUCGAGACCAUCCUGAUCAGUGUCAUCUCGAUGUUGUCCAGCCCCAACGACGAGAGUCCAGCCAACAUUGAGGCCGCAAAAGAGUGGCGCGAGAACUAUCCGUCGUACAAGAAGAAGGUUCAGCGCAUUGCAAGACGCUCGGCGGAGGAAAUGUAA